AUGUCAACAAUUUUCUCUCCCACCUCUACUACUUCAACCGCCUCUGCUCCUGCUCCCGCCUCCUUCACCUCCUACUUCAACGCCCUCACUCGCAAGCGGCAACAGAAGAAGAUGAGCAUCACCCAGACAUACUACCUCGCCCACACCGCCCGCCGGAAGCUCACCCGCGAAGCCUCCCGGGCGGACCACGACCUGCGCCUGCUGGUCGGCCACGCAAACCUCCUCGACUCGCUGAUGCUCGACCUCGCCGACGCCGAGCAGGAACAAGAGCGCUGGUUCAACCAGACCGUCAGCGGAGCGACCAAGUCCGCCUACCGCGCCGACCAACAACACCACAUCCAAUGGGCCGAGACACUCGUCGAAGAGCCCGAGGAGGACUGGGACCCCGAGGACCUGUCAGAGACGGACUCGGAUCUCAGUGAAGAAGAUUCAGACUACGAAGAGGACUUCGCGCCCCUGCCCGUUGUCCGCCGACGCGCACCAUCGCCCGUUGCUAUCAUCACGGAAACAGAGCUGGAAGACUACGACUCGGACUCGGACUCAGAGUAUGAGUAUGAGCACGACGACGCAGAGGAUCUCGACGAGCUGGCGCUCACUCGCUCGCCAUCACGGCAGCCACCGGAGCUGUCGCACGACGAGGACGACUCGGAAGACGACAGCAUGCCGCCUUCACCACCACAACCGAUCCUCGAGGCCUUCGACGAGAAGCAAGCACAAGCCGAUCUUGCCCUCGCGGACUCGGACUUCGACCACCGAUAUUUCGUCCGAGCGCAGCAGCCGAUGAUCGAAGCAUGUUGA
Molecule: messenger RNA, 798 nt
Organism: Aspergillus mulundensis
Lineage: Eukaryota; Fungi; Ascomycota; Eurotiomycetes; Eurotiales; Aspergillaceae
Exons: 1
Coding region: 1-798 (265 amino acids)
Source: RefSeq, a predicted model, not a curated record